Messenger RNA from Paramecium tetraurelia, 1643 nucleotides. RefSeq lists its product as uncharacterized. Gene Ontology annotation, cellular component: nucleus. Gene Ontology annotation, biological process: single strand break repair; double-strand break repair. Gene Ontology annotation, molecular function: double-stranded DNA binding; single-stranded DNA binding; 3'-tyrosyl-DNA phosphodiesterase activity. The record is from RefSeq and is a predicted model, not a curated record. The transcript has a single exon. Lineage: Eukaryota; Ciliophora; Oligohymenophorea; Peniculida; Parameciidae.
AUGAAAAAAAGAACCCUUCAGGAUUUGUCUAAAGAACAAGACCAGAUUAAUUCAUCUUACAUAGAGAUCAAUACAGUUCAGAAGGAAUUGUAUUUAGAAAAUCAAAAAAGAAUAAAAGAAAGAUAAAAAGACAAGGACCAAAUAGUAGUCAUUGAAGAUGAUGAAAUCAAGUAACAAACUGAAGAAAAGCAAGUCAAAUUAUCAUUUCCUGUAGGAACAUUUUGUUUGAAUUGUCUGACCUAAUAUCCUUAAGAUGAAAGAAAACCACAUCACUUGCCAUUUAUUAACAUCCUUUACGAAAAUGCAUAUAUCGAUGUCAAAACUUAGAAACCAAAAAAAACAUUGGAGAGUGCUCUUAUGACUUGUUUCGGAUUUGAAGACCAAUUAUUAGAACCCAUUGUAAAAUCCGGUGUUGAUCUCUACAUUGUGAAUGACAAUGAUAAUUUAAACAAGAAACUUGAAAUAAUUGAAAAGUAUAACAAUUAUCCAAAUUGGAUGGUCAUUAAGCCAUCUAAAUUAGGUUCAUGUAUGUUUGGCGGUGCCUUUCACCCUAAAAUAUGGAUUCUAAAAUUUCCUAAAUUUAUUCGGAUUGUCAUCGGAAGUUAAAAUUUGCAUGUUGGAGAUUGGACAAUAUGGUCAUAAGCAAUGUGGAUAUAGGACUUUAAAAUAGGAAAAAGUGAAUUAGACUAAGGUUCAUAAGAGUUUAAGACUAUGCUAAGAGAAUUCCUAUAUGAAAUAUUGCCUACAUCUCACAAAUUCGAAGAUCUCCUUAAAAUUAAAUAUGAUGAUUAUGAUUUCAAAGAUGUAAAUAUCAAACUCAUCACAUCCAUCCCAGGCAGAUUUGUAGGCAAUCAAUUAUUUAAAUAUGGUAUGAUGAGACUUCAGUCAGUCUUAUACUAUGAACUUUGUAAUAAUAAAAUGGAGAUCCCUAAAUAAGUUUGUGUCACAUAUUAAACUACUAGCAUAGGGUAAUUAGAUGACAAUUAUAUUGAUUUCGCUUUAUAAUGUUGUACAGGCAAAGUGUAUAAGCAACCUUUGGCAAGUGAAUAAAAUAACAAAAAAUUAAAUUAGAUGAUUCUCAAUCAAUAAGAGGAAGAACAAUCAAAAUUGAAAUUAAUCUACCCAACGGCAGAUUAUAUUGAAAACUAAACUCAUGGAGGAGUUGACUUUGCAAAUCCAUUGUAUUUAAAGAAGCAAUUAUAUGAAAAUCCUAAAUUCCCCAAGCAUCUAUUUUAUAAAUACUAAGGAUCAGAUCAUUAUUAUUGGCAUACCGGUAACAUUCCCCAUUUAAAAGUAAUGAUUAUUACAGGAUUAGAUGAAGAGAUAAAUGAUUAUACCUCUAUUUAUAUUGGGAGUCAUAAUUUUAGUUAAGGAGCUUGGGGGAAAAUGGAAAAAAAUGCAACUUAAUUAUACAUAGCUAAUACAGAAUUAGGUGUUUUAUAUCCUCCAAAAAAAAAUUCAGCUUAACUGAAAUAAUAAAUUAUAGAAUAACUUUCAUUUAAGUUUCCUCCUUUAAAAUAUGAAAAAGAUGAUCAACCUUGGAUUAAUGAAGCAUACUAUGAAAGAUUGUACAAAGAAUACUAGUAAUAAAAAAAAUGAUAUUUUUUCUUUAUGUUAUUAAUAAAUACAAACAUUCCUUAUUA